CUGCGCCUCCGGCGCGCUGCGCGCGGCGCUGGCGCGGCUGCGGCCGGCUGCCGCCUCGGCGCCGGGCGAGCCCUCGGCACAACCGCGCCGUGGAGAGGAGGCCGCGCAGGCAACGUCCCCCGCAUCGGCGACGGAGCCUGGACCGCAGGCGGCGCUGGCUGCGCUCGCUGCGGUUGCGCGUGGCGACGCAUCGAUGGGGCUGGAGGCGCAGAUCCUGAGGUCAGGUGAGCGGGACCCUUCUGAGGAAAGCUUAGGCGAUGGUCGCGCAGAGCUGGCUGCGGCCCAGGGCGCCCUCAAGGCAGCCUUUGGCGAUGGCGGGUUGGAGGCCGCGCUGGCUGCGGCGGCGUGCGACGACGUGCCGACCAGACAAGAGGCCGAGGCCGUGGCUUUCCGGGACUGCUUCAAGGCAGCCCUCGGCGAUGGCCGCUUUCAGACUGUGCUGGCUGCGGCCGACGCGGCCGAGGAAUUGGAGGAGGUGGCCGCGCCUGCGCGGGGCGGCGCGCCGGCAGGGCCGGAGGCCGAGGCCGAGGCCGAGGCCGCGGCGCUCAGGCGCAUCUUCCCGGGCGCCUUCAGGGCAGCCCUCGAGGGUGGCCGCUUCGAGGCGGCGCUGGCGGCGGCGGCCGCGGCCGAGGAGCAGGAGGAGGCCAAGACCCGCCCGGAGCAGCCGGGCGUGCCCGAACCACUCUGGGAGCAGCCCCCCGCUGCGAUGCCCGCCGGAAGCGCUACGCUCUUCGAGCGGCUCGUCCAGGCGGAGCUCCCCCCGGGGACUCCGCGUGCGCGGCUGCGGCGGCGGCUCACGGCG
Messenger RNA from Prorocentrum cordatum, 802 nucleotides. Lineage: Eukaryota; Dinophyceae; Prorocentrales; Prorocentraceae. The record is from the annotation of a GenBank genome assembly.